Gekko japonicus is the source of this 8448-nucleotide messenger RNA. It is a transcript of the gene STAB1, whose product is annotated as stabilin 1. NCBI's taxonomy places the organism in Eukaryota, Metazoa, Chordata, Lepidosauria, Squamata, Gekkonidae. Bases 1 to 7635 code for a protein of 2544 amino acids. The record is from RefSeq and is a predicted model, not a curated record. The transcript has 70 exons. Gene Ontology annotation, molecular function: hyaluronic acid binding; calcium ion binding. Gene Ontology annotation, biological process: cell adhesion.
AUGUGUGUCACUUCCAUCAAAGCAAUAUGCUGGAUUUACACAGCCAAAGGGCAGAAUCGUCAGUUAAAGUCUAUGCGAUGCAACAAGAAGCUGACCUUUACACAGAACACGCCUUGUACUUCCUGUGCUGUAGCUAGCAGACUGCAGUGCCCCAAAGGGUGGGCGAGAAUAAGCUUUGGGCCUACAGAAAAAGGCUGCAGUUAUACAGUAAAGCUGGAAGAGAAUGUGCUUUCACUAUUGGGCUGCACUCAUACUUGCAAAAAGGAAAUUGAAGAGAAACUCUGCUGCCCGGGAUACUGGGGUUCUGAAUGCUAUGAAUGCCCGAGUAUAUCUGGGAAACCGUGCAGUGACCAUGGGACCUGUUUGGAUGGCAUAGCACAGAAUGGAACUUGCCUCUGCAAGGACAACUAUGGAGGCUAUGCUUGCCAAGAAUGCCGGGAUGAGACUCGUUUUGGCCCUGAUUGCCAGUCUGUUUGUGAGUGUCAGCAUGGAGUCUGCAACCAUGGGGUUUCUGGUGAUGGACGGUGUACCUGCUAUGGUGGAUACACUGGCCCCAAAUGUGAUCAAGAACUUCCUUCCUGUGGAAGUGUAAUCUGUGAUGACAAAUCCCAUUGUGUGGUGAAGGAUGGGCAGGCAAGGUGUGAAUGCUUACCAGGCUAUCAGAAGAUUGGGACAAACUGUCAAGCUCAAGAUCCUUGCAGGUCCUCUCCAUGCUCUUCAUUUGCUGUUUGCAAGACUCUUGGGCCAACCAAGUAUGAAUGUACCUGCAAAUAUGGGUACCAAGGAGAUGGUAGGAUAUGCCAACCCAUAAAUCCCUGUGUUGAUAAUAAUGGAGAUUGCCCUGAAAACACCACCAAUUGUAGGUUCUUAAGUCCUGGAAAGUCAGUGUGUGUGUGUAAACCAGGAAUGACUGCUUUAAAUGCUGCACUGGGCUGCACAUCUACCGAUCAAUGUCGGCAGUACCACUGUGAUAGGAAUGCGAGGUGUGAAGUAGGUCCUGAUGAGACUAUCAGCUGUGUCUGCAAAGAAGGUGAGAUUGGAGAUGGCAGGAGCUGCUACAAAACACUCAUUCAUGAGAUUUCUGAGCGGAAUAUACGGGGAAGAACGCUCGGCAGACUAAACACCGCAAAGUCAAUGUUUGAUAUGGGUUGUUCAUUAUUGCUGGGAAAAUAUGGGCCUUUCACAGUCCUUGUGCCAUCCUCUGGUCAUAUUCGGGAGAGUUCUCAGCACUUCGAGGCUACAGCUGCAAGCAGUUUAUGCAGAAUGCACGUAAUUCCUGGACAGCAUUUGCUAGAGGAUAUGGUCAAAACAAAGAUCCUGUGGACGUUGUCUGGACAUCAAGUGAUCUUCAGUGAUCAGCCAGUUUUACCAUGGAGUUUUCGCUACAGUUAUUUAGAUAGCCCAAAAGAACUGUAUACCAUUAUAGAGCAAAACUUGCCAGCUGCUAACGGCAUUAUACAUAUUGUCAACACUCUAAGGAGAACACCUUCAUUGGAAAACCUUGGAAACCCUCAGAAAACGAUUGGAGAAAUUCUUGCUUCUCUGGAAAUUGCCAGCCGAUUUGAAACCAUCUUAGAAAACUGUGGUCUGCCUUCAUUUCUGAAUGGUCCCGGACCUUUCACUGUAUUUGUACCAAGUAAUGAGGCAGUGGAUAAAUUAAGAGAUGGAAGGUUAAUUUAUCUCUUUACCAAGGGAAUAAACAAGCUUCAGGAAAUUGUAAAAUAUCAUAUCUACACAGCAGCAACGGUGACAGUGGAGAGGCUAACAGUGAUGCCACAUAUUAUGACUAUGGCAAAUCAAAUACUGACAAUCAAUAUCACUAAGGAUGGAAGAAUUCUGUUGGGGGACCCUGGUGUUGCCUUAAACAAAAGGAAUAUUUUAGCGUCAAAUGGUAUCAUUCAUACUUUGGAUGGCAUCUUCAUUCCUCCAUCAAUAAUCCCCAUUCUGCCUCACAGAUGCAGUGAACAGCAAUACAAAGCUGUAGCAGGAUCUUGUGUUGACUGUGAUGCCCUCAAUACAAGUGUUUGCCCACCGCAAAGCACACCUAUGGAACAUGGGAUCUUCCCAGGAGAAUGUGUUUAUAUCCACGAUCCUUUGGGCUUGAAUGUUCUGAAGAAAGGUUGUAGCAGAUACUGCAAUCAAACUGUUGAGAUUCCUGGAUGCUGCAAAGGAUUCUUUGGGCCAGAUUGUGCUGCUUGUCCUGGUGGAUUUACCAAUCCGUGCUAUGGAAAAGGGAAGUGCAUUGAUGGGAUUCGAGGGAAUGGCCAGUGCCGUUGCUUUGAAGGUUUCAAAGGAAUUGCCUGCCACAUCUGUUCAAACCCAAACAAGUAUGGGGAGAGUUGUGAUAAAGAUUGUGGCUGUGUCCAUGGAAUCUGUGAUAAUAGACCAGGAAGCGGGGGAGUGUGCCAGUCCAAGACAUGCAAAGCUGGAUACAGUGGGGAAUUCUGUGACAGGAGUUCUGACAACUGUGGGCCUGCUGGUGCCUCUCUAAGCUGUCAUCGGAAUGCUGUCUGCAGCUUGAAUGACACUGCAAGGUGCAUCUGCCUUGAUGGAUACGAAGGGGAUGGAUUUUCCUGCAGUCCCAUAGAUGUCUGCACAAAACCAGAAUAUGUAGGCUGUUCAGAAAAUGCCAUAUGUACCAGCACAGGUCCUGGCACAGCUACAUGCCAGUGUAACAAUGGCUGGACUGGAGAUGGAAAGGCUUGCGUUGCCAUAGACAACUGUGUAAUGGAGAACAGAGGAGGCUGCCACACCUAUGCGGAUUGCCACUAUAUUGGGCCUGGACAGAGCAGCUGUGUGUGCAAGAGAGGUUAUAACGGUGAUGGUUUUAACUGCAACCCUGUUGAUCCUUGCUUGAUGAACAAUGGUGGCUGCCAUGACUUCGCCGUGUGUAAGUCUCUUGGAGCUGGGGAAGUUGCUUGCAGUUGCUCUGAAGGAUACAUGGGAGAUGGAGAUAUAUGUUAUGCAGAUAUCAUGACGGAGUUAGCACGAAACUACCACUUUUCUGCCUUCUUCGGCUGGAUCAAGAAAUCUCUCUUCAGCCUUCCAAAAGGAGGCAAUGUGACUGUUCUGGUGCCAGUAAAUACGGUCAUUGAAAAGCUAAACGAGACUGAAAAAGGGUUGUGGUUAAAGCCUGACGUGUUACCAUUUGUAGUCAGGGCUCACUUCCUCCAAGGUUCUUUCAUGACUGGGGAACUCCAGAAAUAUGUGGGUCAGGAAUUACCUACCCUCAAUCCAAGGGUCAGGUGGCAGAUAAACAAUCACAAUGGGACUUUGGCCAUUCAGAAUGCAAGGGUUGUAACAGGUGACAUCCCUGCUAUUAACAGCACUAUUUAUGUUGUUGAUCAGGUUUUGUUACCACCACUUGGCGAUAUCCCCCCACAGCGUCCAGGUCUGGAACAGCAACUUAACAUGACACUCGCUUUCAGUAGAUUCAAAAGUCUGCUUGAGCAAUAUCAGUUGAUUGGAGAGAUUGAGUCUUCGGAAAAAUAUACCAUUUUUAUCCCAGGAAAUAGUUCAGUUGAGAAAUAUUGCAAAGAAUUUAAUAUUACACAGUUGGAUAAAGACACUGUGGAGUACCAUGUCAUAAUUGGAGAUAAACUUUUAUCGAAUGAUCUGAAAAAUGGUAUUCACAAGAGCACAAUGUUAGGACUCUCCUAUUGGCUGAUGUUUUACAAGAAUACCACUCAGGCAUUUGUCAACAAAAUUCUCUUGGAUGGUCAGUUUUUUGAAACAAGAAAUGGAAUGUUGAUUGGGGUUUCUGAAGUUCUCCCAGUUCAGAAGAAUCGCUGUAGUACCAAUACCACAACAGUGCAAAAGUCAAGAUGUGCUAAAUGUAAUAAAAAGUUCAAGUGCCCACAAGGAUCAGUGCUUGCUGAAUCGGCACCAGAGAAUCUCCCUCACUGUGAAUAUAAGUCUGGAAAGGAUAGAUUAGUUGGCUGUCAUUUCACCUGCAUUAAAGUUUCCUUGGUCUCUGUCUGUUGUGAAGGCUACUAUGGUCAUAUGUGUGAAAUGUGUCCAGGAAAACCUGGCAAGUGGUGUUCUGGAAAUGGGAUAUGCCAAGAUGGCAUAUAUGGCAGUGGAGAAUGCCAGUGCCAUGAAGGUUUCUAUGGUACAGCCUGUGAAACAUGUCAACCAGGGAGAUAUGGAGCAAGCUGCAAAGCAGAGUGCAAUUGCAAGAAUGGUACAUGCAAGGAAGGACUUCUGGGAGAUGGAAGCUGUAUAUGUAACCCAGGCUGGAAAGGGAUCAGUUGUGACAAAAAAAUUGACAUCGAUCUUUGCAAUGGCACGUGUGAUAUGAAUGCCAACUGCAUCAAUGGAUCUACCAUGUCACAGCCCUCUUGUGUUUGUUCUGCAGGAUACACUGGGAAUGGAACCUAUUGUACAGAAAUUGAUCUGUGUGCAUCAGGUAAUGGUGGCUGCUCCAUAUAUGCCAGCUGUACUAAAGUCGCAGCUGGUCAAAGGAUCUGUGCUUGUAAAGAAGGCUAUGCUGGAGAUGGGACCAUAUGCCGAGAGAUUGAUCUAUGCCUAGAAAACCAUGGAGGCUGCCAUCGGUAUGCAGAAUGUAUUAAAGCAGGUCCUGGUCGGGUUGCUUGUAACUGUCUUCCCAACUACCGUGGGGAUGGUGUUAAAGAAUGUAAAUUCAUCGAUCCUUGCUAUAAGGAGGAGUUUGUUGCAAGAGAGGCUGUAUCCCAGUUCUUUCAGUAUGCAAAGGCUUAUAAAAUGAUCAACCUGUUAAGAGGUGGACAGUACACUUUUUUCGUGCCACUUGUCGAUUUCAUGAGGAACAAUGCCACACUUUCAGAAUGGAAAGAGGGCCACAUCAAAGAUGACCUUCUCUAUCAUAUAGCUAUCUGCCAGCGCUUACAGUCAAAAGAUUUGGAAUUGCUUGAUUCCAUCACAACUCUAUCUGGACGCAAAAUACGAAUUUCCAUGAAAGAGAACAGUGUAUAUUUAAAUGAGGCGGCAAAAAUAAUUGACAGUGACUUUCUUGGACCAAAUGGUAAUAUACAUUUCAUUGAUCAGAUUUUAAUCCCAAAUGAUACGCAGAAUCAUGGCAUUUCAUCCCGUCUAUCAGAGAAGUCCAUCACAGAAGUUGCAGAGGCUUACGGAUACAAAAUCUAUAGCAAACUUUUAGUGGACACAGGACUUCUUCCUUUAAUUAAUGAAAUGAUUCACCACCCCUUCACCAUGUUCUGGCCUACUGAUGCGGCAUUUAACUCUCUUCCCGAGGAUGGGCAGAAGUGGCUGUAUCAUAAAGAACACCGAAGCAAACUGGCUGCUUAUCUCAAAGAACUCAUGAUCAGAAACCUGCGGGUCUUUCCUUCCAUGAUGUCACAGCCUGGAUUAUUUUUAACAACUAUGCAUGGAUCAACCAUCUCAUUUAGCUGCAGCAGAAAGAGUCCUGGAUACAUUAAGGUAGACAAGGCAAGAAUUAUACACAGUUAUAUGGAAUUUAAUGUGGGUAUUGCUUAUGGUAUUGAUCAGCUGCUGGAACCUCCAGACCGGGGAUCUCGCUGUGAUGAGUUUCAGCCUGCUGUGAUGUCGGCCUCUGAAUGUGGCUCCUGUGAUUAUCAGCCUCCAUGUCCUUUUGGGUCAGUUGAACAAGGAUCAAGCAGGAGUUGUUUGUAUCCUGGAGAUCCACUUUUAAGGAAACCAAUCCCAUAUGGCAUUGUUGAAAGGAGGGCUUACUUAUCACAAUCCUCACGCAGGAGAAACAGAUGGCAUCUUUUUUCAAAUAUGAACGGGUGCAAGAGAACAUGUGUUACCCCCAAGUGGACACCCAAGUGCUGUGAAAAUCACUACGGAAUAAAUUGUCAGGUGUGUCCUGGUGGACUCGAGACCCCAUGCAGUAAUCGUGGUAGAUGUGAUGAUGGGUUUCAUGCUUCAGGACGAUGCAUCUGCAACGAGCCAUUCAUUGGUACAGCUUGUGAACUGUGCAUGCCAGGCCGAUAUGGGCCAGACUGCAAAGAGUGUAAUUGUACGGAGAAUGGGAUAUGCAACGAAGGACUGCAUGGAGAUGGGUUCUGCUUCUGCUCUUCGGGAUGGACAGGAGAGCGCUGUGAAAUCCCGUUAGCUGUGAUAUCCAAGUGUUCCCCAGCCUGCCAUCGUAAUGGAGUGUGUCGAUUUAAUAAUACCUGUGAAUGCAACUUGCAUUAUGAAGGAGAUGGGAGAAUAUGCACAGUGAUUGACUACUGCAGCGAUGAUAACGGAGGCUGCAGUGACCAUGCAAACUGCACGCAAACUGGAACAGACGUCUCCUGUACCUGCUUACCAGAUUAUCAGGGUGAUGGCUACUUCUGCAGCCCUGUCGACCGGUGUGCAGAUGGCAGCAACGGGGACUGCAGUGAGCACGCCAUUUGCAUCAGCACAGGUCCUAAUACUCGGCGGUGUGAGUGCAAAGAUGGUUACGUUGGAAAUGGAGUGCAGUGCAUGGAGGAAGCUAUCCCCCCCACAGACCGUUGCUUAGACGAGAAUGGGCAUUGCCACUUUGACGCAAUCUGUACUGACCUGCAUUUUCAUGACAAAACAGUUGGCGUCUUCCACCUCCAGUCCCCCUAUGGAAAGUACAACUUUACUUAUCAAGAGGCUGAAGCCAGCUGUGCAGCUGAGGGAGCUACCUUGGCCACCAUUCAGCAGCUGUCUGCUGCACAGCAGAUGGGUUUCCACCUGUGCAUAGUGGGAUGGCUAUUUAACAGGACCGCAGGCUACCCAACAGUGUACCCAAGUGCAAAAUGUGGCACUAACCAUGUUGGCAUUGUGAAUUAUGGAUUUCGAAGUGACGCCAGUGAGAAUUGGGACGCUUACUGUUACAGAGCUAAAGAUGUACGCUGUGACUGCAGCGAUGGGUUUACUGGUGAUGGCUAUACCUGCAUUGGAAAUCUUCUGACAGUGCUGGAACAGCAUGCAAACUUUUCAGCCUACUAUUCUAUGUUACUGGAGUAUGGCAAUACCACCCAAGAAGGACUGGAAUUUCUGAAUCUCCUUUCUGAUGACACCACGUAUAAAACCCUUUUUGUACCCCUGAACUCUGGCUUUAGCGAUAAUACAUCAUUAACACUGAGUGACCUGAAGCUUCAUGUAUCAGUGAGCGAUGAGCCUCUCCUGAGCUUCAAUCUCACAUCUGGAACACUUAUAGCUUCCCAAGCAGGAUACAGCCUUUCCAUUGCAGACUCCGUCAACAGCACCCACCCACCGGGUUCUAAGGUGGUUAAUAACACAAUGAUUGUUGAAUGGGAUAUUCUGGCUUCCAAUGGGAUAAUUCAUGCUAUUGAAACACCAUUAACAGUACCACUUCAAUAUGGGCAUGUUGUUCAGGUGUUGGGUGCUAUAAAAGCAUCUGCUUCUGCUGUAACCAUCAGUGUGAGUACUGUUGUUGCUUUAGUGCUGCUAUGUGUAGCUAUUGCUGGAGCCUACUACUACUACCUCAGAAGAAAGAAUCAGGGAUUCCAGUUUCGCUACCUGAAGGCUGAGCUGGAAGAUGAAGGGCCUUUGCCCUGGGAGGAAAGGAGCCCAGCCUUGGUGUCCAUCCCAAAUCCAAUGUAUGGAGCACACAGUUCUCUCUAUGAUGAGCCAUUUGAGGGCUCUGUCAGUGGAGAAGACUUUGCAGAUACACAUGGAAUUUUUGCAGACUAGUAAACUUGUCCGCACUGCAGGAAGCAAGUGUUUUCCCAGGAUCUCUGCCAUUCAGAAGGAACAGAGUGCAGUCUUGGUUAUCAUGGACUGUUAUGGCUUCUUUAUGCAUUCAGUGGGGGCAAACUGACAAAUGGCCUUUAGGUAAAUUGUGAAAUCUCAUUGUUCCAUUCCUCUUUUUAAACGCAGACCGGGAACUGGGGUCCAAAGAGCCACGUGCAUGGAGAGGUCACCAGUUUUCUCUUCUGCAUGCUUGUGCUGUGCCAGAUGCUGCUUUGAAGGGUGUUUCAGUUUUCUGGAAUUGUUUAGGGGUGAACUGAGGAGUAGGAGGGGGAAGGGAUCCUUGAUUCAUUUAUGGGCAUUUAUCUGCCCAUAGAACAAACAUUAGCCAUAGGAAAUACUAUAAUGAAUGCAUGAUUUUGUUCGGGAUACUGUGGAGAACAAGCAGUGGGUCACUGAAAAUCUUCUGAGUUGGACAGUGUGAUCAUUGUUCUCUGAAACAGCACCGAUUGGGCCCUCCCUUGAAGAUGCUCUUCUAUGUUACACAACUGGAAAUAAAAGAUACUACCUGUGAACUGAAAUAAAAGAUACUACCUGUGAACUGUAAUUUGAUAAUUGUUUAUAUAUUGUGCACAUGUUUAUAACUGGUUGUUUUAUCAAGCUAAGUUAAAUUUCUGAUUAUUUUGAACUAGUAGGUGAGUAUGGUUAAGAUCAGGUACCUGUGCUAGAUUCCAGAUACUAUCACAGAGGAUGCCUGCACAGAAAAUCUCUUUUUGUUCUACCUUGCUGAUUAUGCAUCGAUUCUACCAUCCCCAU